GUGCCUUGACAAAGCUGCGGUAAUUACAGACAUUGAGAACAAAAAUGGGGACUUCUCCAAUCCAUGGAGGCUUUGCACCGUAACGCAGGUGGAGGAGCUAAAAAUAUUGAUUCGCAUGUUUCCAAUUUGGGCUACUGGAAUCAUCAUAUGUGCUGUUUAUGCACAAUUGGGUACAUUGUUUGUUGAGCAAGGGAUGAUGAUGGACAGGACCAUUGGUUCCUUCUCCAUUCCUGCAGCCUCUCUUUCAGCAUGUGACAUCAUAAGCGUUAUUUUCUGGGUCCCUGUUUACGAUAGGGUUAUCGUCCCUAUUGCGAGGAAGUUUACUGGCAGAGAGAAAGGCUUUACAGAGUUGCAACGUAUGGGAAUUGGCCUCUUUAUUUCAGUACUAUGUAUGGUAUCUGCUGCUUUGGUGGAGAUGAAGAGAUUGGCACUUGCACAAGCCCUUGGUUUGGUUGAUGAAAACGUUCCAAUACCACUUAAUAUCACGUGGCAAAUACCCCAAUAUUUUUUGUUUGGUGCUGCAGAAGUAUUUACAUUCAUAGGGCAGCUUGAGUUCUUUUACGAGCAGUCACCGGACGGCAUGCGUAGCUUGUUUGCUGCAUUGUCCCUUUUGACGACUUCCAUGGGAAGCUACUUGAGCUCUUUUAUUCUUACUGUAGUGACAUCUAUAACAACCAAGGGUGGGAAGGCUGGAUGGAUACCGGAUAACUUGAAUGAGGGCCAUCUCGAUUAUUUCUUCUGGCUUGUGGCUGCACUCAGCGUAGUAAACUUGGUGGUUUUUGUCUUUUGA
Camellia sinensis is the source of this 790-nucleotide messenger RNA. The record is from RefSeq and is a predicted model, not a curated record. Lineage: Eukaryota; Viridiplantae; Streptophyta; Magnoliopsida; Ericales; Theaceae.